AUGGACGCACCAACAUCAAAAGCGCGCGUCUCGGUACGCCCUCCGAGUUCACUCCCGUUGCGCAUUCUAUUUUGCGUGUUGGAGCCUGGUGUCGACUUGCUCAACGGCCUCGUGGAGUUUAUGAACUCCGCUUCACUCCCUAUGGCGUUUACGGUGUCAAGCUACGGCGUGGUGACGUGCGGUCGAGUUCGGAAACCGCUCGAGCCGCGUCCAGAGACGCCAGAGGCCAUCCUGGAUGAGUUCCAUCAGCGCCUUGGUAUUCAGCAGGAGUGCCGAACCUAUGACGCGCCCCAGCGUCUCGAGCACGUGGUUGGCGAGUCCCAGUGGAAGGCAUGGGAAGCAGAACGCGCCCACCCAUCUCAAGAACAGAAUCGGCUUGCGUUCACUUUAGAAGGAGCAAACGCAUUCCAGCCGUUUGUUAUCGAGGCAGCAGACUGGUGCACAGCGCACGGCAGCCGCUAUCAACAACCGGUUGUUGUGUCCUACAUUCAGGGUGGUCGACGACGGUCUCUUGGAGAUCGUUUCUUCCUGUUUGCCAGUGGACAUCUCCGUCCUGAACGAAGGAGCAUCAGCGAAGAAGGAACACACACGCGAGGCAGUAAGGCAGCGGCCGCCGAGGAACCAGGAGAAACGCAGCCGGACCGGAUGCCGUCCAGCGCCGAAACUACUACUACUACUGCUGCUGCUGCUGCUGCUGCUGCUGCUGCUUGUUCAGCGCCAAACGAUGGACCUGUUGUAGACGAACUCGAAGCGCACGCCGUGCAAGUAGGCUUGUUAGAUCACGGGACGCAAGUCGCAGUACCCGGUAUUCGUGUAGCUUUCGGAAUGGCCGUUCCAGACGAUCAGAGCAACAGCCGCAUGUACGUUUCACGGGUACGCUCGGGAUCCGAGCUCAUGACUGCUGUGCGGAAGAUUCUUACAGGUCGACAGCUUGACGCAGCAGUGGUCUUGGGCUGCUCCGGUCACUUGCGCGGGAUCCGCUUUCAGCGCUAUGCCUAUCACGCGAACAACGAGACAGCAGCAAAGGCAGCAUCGGCUGAAGAGGAGCUUUUCGCCGCUGGUGAAGCUUUCCUCAUCGAGAGUCUGCAGGGUUGUUACGAUAGUCAGCGUGAUGGGCCUGCGAUGACAGCAGAACUUAACUGGGUCUUGAGUAUCCUCGAUGAUCGCCCGUGGCGGGAUACGAUCGACGGGAAAAGCGACGCUCAAGUACCUCUGUUGCGUUCGUACGGAGGACUGGUGAAGCAAGCGAUCUGUGACGGCGAUGUCGAGCUCGUUAUUGCUCAGGUCAUAUCCACGGCAUAA
This is a messenger RNA of Cyanidioschyzon merolae strain 10D, 1302 nucleotides long. RefSeq lists its product as hypothetical. The record is from RefSeq and is a predicted model, not a curated record. Bases 1 to 1302 code for a protein of 433 amino acids. Lineage: Eukaryota; Rhodophyta; Bangiophyceae; Cyanidiales; Cyanidiaceae. The transcript has a single exon.